Molecule: messenger RNA, 646 nt
Organism: Chilo suppressalis (striped riceborer)
Lineage: Eukaryota; Metazoa; Arthropoda; Insecta; Lepidoptera; Crambidae
Source: the annotation of a GenBank genome assembly
AAACUAUUUUCUAACCUAGCUACAAUUUUAUUAAUUAUUGAAUUUUAUAAUAAAAUUUAAGAGGAACAAUAGUGAUUUACUAAAUUAAUAUAAUAGUGAUUUAAUUACAUACAUCGUGUAAUGGCUCGUAAUUUAUCAGAAGCGGCACGAAAAGUUUUACUGUUAGGUCAGUGUGUACCGACUGUCAAACAUAAUGCAACCAAAAUAAGAGUGAAGAGGCUGGAACUAGAUGAAAAUCUGCUAAUGUUCUUUAAGAAAGAUGAAUUUUACUACUGCCACGAUCCUGAGAAGCAGUGCAAAACUGGUGACAUUGUGCUUAUACAGGCCCUUCCCCAAAAACUUACUAAACUUAUUACCCACCAAAUAAAAGAAGUAGUAUAUCCGUUUGGUGAUAUAACGGAUCCUAUAACAGGCAAGAAAGUAGCUAAAGAAAAAUAUAGGGAAGAUAUUGAAAGAGAAACUGAAGUUUAUGGAAAAUUAGAUUCAACCUUUGAUUACAACAAAGCACCUCCAAGAGGCUGGCAAGAAGGGAAGAAAGAUUUCACUGCCAAACCCACUUAUACAAAGUACCAUGUAUUUGACGAAAAUGACCCCUAUGCUAUUUAGUUAGUUUGUUAUCUAGAUAAAUAAAUUAAUUGUAGUGAUA